GAGCACAGUGGUUUGCGAUGGAAAGGAUAAGGAGAGGGAAUUUAUCUCUACGUCGUCACUCUCAAUUUAUCUCUUUCUCUCUGUUUUAACUAAUUAGUUCCUCAACACUUCAAUUGGUUCUCACAGCUUCAAUGGCGAUGGCAGUCGCCAGCUGCUCGUUCUCUAUGUGCAUGUUGAGCGACGCCUCUCGAAUCCCUUCUUUUGGCUGCCAUUACGCCACUUUGCGGAGGACCUUAUACUCAGAUAUACCUAAAGUUAAUAAAUUCACGUAUUCCAAACGAAGAGCUUUAACGAGAGGCCCUUCCUCUAAUGGCGAAACCAGAAAAGAGAUGAAAGGUGUUUCUAAGAAGAAGUUGGCAGGAAGAUCAAAAGGUGAAAGGCCACAUUCACUUCCAGAUGGUGCUGGAAGAGAGAUGGGUCAAACCGAAUCAACAGCGUUUAAAUCGCCUGGCGUGCAAAGAAAAGACAAGAAAGGUUUUGGGUAUGACCUUAAGGAGCCACAGGUUGGUGACUCGAGCAAUCUUCAAGAUGCAGCUUUUCUUAAUGCUGUCGUGAAGGUUUAUUGCACUCAUACAGCACCUGACUAUUCCCUUCCCUGGCAAAAACAGAGACAAUAUACAAGUACAGGCAGUGCUUUUAUGAUUGGGGAUGGAAAACUUUUGACAAAUGCACAUUGUGUUGAACAUGAUACACAGGUCAAAGUGAAGAGAAGAGGAGAUGACACAAAAUUUAUAGCAAAGGUUUUGGCUAGAGGUGUUGAAUGUGAUAUUGCUUUGCUUUCGGUAGAAAGUGAGGAAUUCUGGAAAGGAGCGGAGCCACUCCGUUUUGGGCGACUUCCACGCCUUCAGGAUGCAGUAACUGUUGUCGGCUACCCAUUUGGAGGAGACACCAUAUCAGUGACAAAAGGAGUGGUUUCACGAAUAGAGGUUACAUCUUAUGCUCUAGGGUCAUCUGACUUGCUUGGUAUUCAAAUUGAUGCAGCAAUAAAUCCUGGAAAUAGUGGUGGCCCUGCCUUCAAUGAUGAUGGGGAGUGCAUUGGGGUGGCAUUUCAGGUUUACAGAUCUGAAGAAGCUGAAAAUAUUGGAUAUGUAAUUCCCACAACGGUUGUUUCUCAUUUCUUGGAAGACUAUGAGAGAAAUGGGAAGUAUACUGGAUUCCCUUGCCUUGGAGUCUUGCUGCAAAAGUUGGAGAAUCCAGCACUCCGUGCAUGCUUAAAAGUGCAAUCUAAUGAGGGUGUUCUGGUACGGAGAGUUGAGCCCACUUCUGAUGCAAAUAAUGUUUUGAAAGAGGGGGACGUGAUCGUAAGCUUUAAUGAUGUUCAUGUAGGGAGUGAAGGAACUGUGCCAUUUCGGUCAACUGAGCGCAUUGCAUUCCGCUACCUAAUAAGUCAAAAGUUUGCGGGUGAUGUGGCAGAGCUUGGUAUUAUUCGAAAAGGGUCUUUUAUGAAAGUUCAGACAGUCCUAAAUCCACGGGUGCAUUUGGUCCCUUUUCACAUUGAUGGAGGCCAACCUUCUUAUCUGAUUAUUGCUGGACUGGUUUUCACGCCGCUCUCGGAACCUCUUAUUGAUGAGGAAUGUGAAGACACAAUAGGGUUGAAAUUAUUGGUGAAGGCACGGUACUCAUUGGCCAAGUUCAAAGGAGAACAGAUAGUGAUCCUCUCACAAGUCUUAGCAAAUGAAGUGAACAUUGGGUACGAGGAUAUGGACAAUCAGCAGGUUUUAAAGUUCAAUGGGACUCCAAUAAAAAAUAUACGACACUUGGCAUAUCUUGUUGAUUCAUGCAAGGACAAGUAUUUAGUAUUUGAGUUUGAAGACAACUUCCUUGCGGUCUUGGAACGGGAGGCUGCUGCUGUCGCCACUCCUUGCAUUCUCAAGAAUUAUGGGAUUCCUUCUGAGAGGUCUUCAGAUCUGUUAGAGCCAUAUCUGGACUCAUCAGAAUUUGACCAAGCAAUGAAUCCUGAAAUUGGCGACAGCCCGGUCUCCAAUUUGGAAAUUGGGUUCGAUGGACUUCUUUGGGCAUGAGAAUAAAAUUCAGUUUGAGCCAGAUUAGUUUGCUUCAAGGGACAGUCUUUUGGCAGCAAAGUCCCAUCUUCAGAGGGACAGAUACAACACCAGGAUUUGAAUCUCCCAUUGUGCCACAAUUUGAGUCACAUUCUUCAUCUUGAGUUAUUUUAUAUUUUAAUCCAUUGGAUUGGCGAAUAAAUCCAUGGGGACGUGAUGAUGGCAGCUCCUUGGAAGCAUUUUUUGCGUCAACAAUCAACAUGCGUUAGAAUUUAAGUUCAAAUAAUAAAAUGUAUCUGUUUCUUACCACAGUUCAUAAACAGUGUAACUUGUGGACUUUAUUGACUGCUAAAAAUUUAUAUUGCCC
Messenger RNA from Telopea speciosissima, 2367 nucleotides. Its product is annotated as protease Do-like 2, chloroplastic. Gene Ontology annotation, biological process: proteolysis. The transcript has 21 exons. Bases 132 to 2021 code for a protein of 629 amino acids. The record is from RefSeq and is a predicted model, not a curated record. Gene Ontology annotation, molecular function: serine-type endopeptidase activity; protein binding. NCBI's taxonomy places the organism in Eukaryota, Viridiplantae, Streptophyta, Magnoliopsida, Proteales, Proteaceae.